AUGUGGGACUUAUUUGGAUGGUUUAGAGAUAUCUUAUCUUCUUUGGGUCUAUGGAAUAAACACGGUAAGUUGUUGUUUUUGGGUUUAGAUAACGCCGGUAAGACCACUCUUUUGCAUAUGCUGAAGAACGAUAGAUUGGCAACUUUGCAACCUACCUGGCACCCAACUUCCGAAGAGCUCGCUAUCGGUAAUAUCAAAUUUACCACUUUUGAUUUGGGUGGUCACAUUCAAGCCCGUCGUUUGUGGAAGGAUUACUUCCCGGAGGUCAAUGGCAUUGUUUUUUUGGUCGAUGCAGCUGACCCUGAGAGAUUUAACGAAGCCCGUGUGGAACUUGACGCUCUUUUCAACAUUGCAGAGUUAAAGGAUGUCCCAUUCGUCAUCUUGGGUAACAAGAUCGACUCUCCUAACGCAGUUUCUGAGACCGAACUUAGAUCUGCCUUAGGAUUGUUGAACACCACGGGUGGUGCAAGAAUUGAAGGCCAGAGACCAGUUGAAGUCUUUAUGUGUUCCGUUGUUAUGAAGAACGGUUACUUAGAAGCCUUCCAGUGGCUAUCUCAGUAUAUUUAA
Lachancea fermentati is the source of this 567-nucleotide messenger RNA. The record is from the annotation of a GenBank genome assembly. NCBI's taxonomy places the organism in Eukaryota, Fungi, Ascomycota, Saccharomycetes, Saccharomycetales, Saccharomycetaceae.